ACGAAAGAUGCGAUUUGGAAGUGGUGAGAGCAGUGGGGAAGAGAAACAAAUAGAGUGUGUAAAGAAGGAAAAUCGUUCAACUAAUAAUUAUGCUGUUAGAUGCAUCAAUAAGACUUACGUUUAUGUAUUUACAUCAGCGCUCUUCUCAGAUCGUGGUGAGCUCGUGAUUGUACCGUUCGGUCUGUAUUCCCUCCAGGACUGUUCUGUCUAUCGAGGUUGGUAA
Paraglomus brasilianum is the source of this 223-nucleotide messenger RNA. Lineage: Eukaryota; Fungi; Glomeromycota; Glomeromycetes; Paraglomerales; Paraglomeraceae. The record is from the annotation of a GenBank genome assembly.